Cuculus canorus (common cuckoo) is the source of this 1373-nucleotide messenger RNA. It is a transcript of the gene LIMD2, whose product is annotated as LIM domain containing 2. The transcript has 5 exons. The record is from RefSeq and is a predicted model, not a curated record. Gene Ontology annotation, molecular function: actin filament binding. The coding region runs from base 368 to 754 and encodes 128 amino acids. NCBI's taxonomy places the organism in Eukaryota, Metazoa, Chordata, Aves, Cuculiformes, Cuculidae. Gene Ontology annotation, cellular component: actin cytoskeleton; plasma membrane. Gene Ontology annotation, biological process: actin filament bundle assembly.
UUAGAGGUUGGCUUCACACAAAGGAGCAAGCGGCUGGAAGACGGUACGCCAGGGAGAGCCAAUCACCGUGGCGGCCCAGUGAUAAAAGGGCUCGCGAGGCGGCCGUGGGAGCUCGCAGGAAACAGCUUUCAUUCUCACAACCCAGCGUCUGCAGCGGGGAGAAGGGGAGCGAGAGCACCCUGCCGUCAGGGACAGCCGGACACGGCCACCCAGCCACCCCAGCAGGGUGAAAGCCUCCUGUUCGGCAUCGCCGUGAGGAGCCCAGGCAUAUGGUGUUGCAAGACGUCUGUCUUAGACACUUCCCUAGGGAACAUUGGCCCAUCAACUUCAAGCUCAGGAUUAAACAGACGGAGAAGGGGAAAGAAUCAUGUUCCAGGCCACGGGACCUGCCAGCCCAACCCCAACUCAUGAGGCAAAGAACAGCUCAGGAGGCAGCACGGUGCAGCGCUCCAAGUCCUUCAGUCUGAAGGCACAAGUGAAGGAGAUGUGCACUGCCUGCCAGAAAACUGUCUAUCCCAUGGAGCGGCUGGUGGCGGAUAAAUUCGUCUUUCACAACGCCUGCUUCUGCUGCAAGCACUGCCACACCAAGCUGAGCCUGGGCAGCUACGCAGCGCUCCACGGGGAAUUCUACUGCAAGCCCCACUUCCAGCAGCUCUUCAAGAGUAAAGGCAACUACGACGAGGGCUUCGGGCGCAAGCAGCACAAGGAGCUGUGGGUGCACAAGGAAGUGGAGAGUGGGACCAAGUCGGCGUGAGCAGGGCCAGCCCACGCUUCCCUGGAGCCCAGAAGAGAGGGCACGGAGCAGCGCUGAGCUGGGGGCUAACUGAGCUGAUGUAAAGCAAUGGGGACCAAAAGCCUGUGGAAGGGAAGGGAGGCAGCCCAGCCCUCUUUGGAGGACGCUUAGAGUGGUCCAUAAGGACGGGGCAGAGAGGACCGCGGUAGAGUCCCCGUACUUGAAGCUCUCUCUGUAGGCCCCUCUCCCUAACGAGAUCAGAAGACCAGAAGAACUUGCCCCUAUGGGAACCCCAGCCCUGUUCAUACGUUUCAGGGCUUCCACCAUGGAAAAGGACAUGAUCUGGGGGCUUUACCUAGUCUAUAAGUCACAGCAGAGCUCCCAGCUCCUGCCACACCAAUCCUGCCUUGCUGGGGCUCCUAAUAAGGAGGGUCCUUGGUUUACAUCAGCUCAGUUCAGCUGGGAUUGUUCAGCCUUAAGGAUGUUGCCCUGCAACUGUUUCACAGUGUCUGUCUUUUUUAUAUUUGCCUUUGACUGGUACGUUCUGCGCUGGAGCCUGGCAAGUCAGCUUCACCUGUGACACCGCGCCAUGUGCUCUUUUAUUUUUGUAAUACAAGGUUUCCGAGCCUUCCCUACCUUG